Messenger RNA from Penicillium atrosanguineum, 2109 nucleotides. RefSeq names its product transient receptor potential ion channel family protein. The record is from RefSeq and is a predicted model, not a curated record. Gene Ontology annotation, biological process: transmembrane transport; fungal-type cell wall biogenesis. Lineage: Eukaryota; Fungi; Ascomycota; Eurotiomycetes; Eurotiales; Aspergillaceae. Bases 1 to 2109 code for a protein of 702 amino acids. The transcript has 2 exons.
AUGAGAACUGCGUCAUGGCUUGCCGCCGGCCUGUUCGGUGCCCUCAAUUUUGUUCCCGCCGUCAAUGCUGAGGAUCUUUUCGAAGCGCACGCCCUGAGUACAUGCGCGAACGACAGCAUCGUAUCAAUCAACAGAUUCGACGUCACUUACACCCCAAGUGACAACAACAUCAUCCUCGGCUUCACCGGAUCCUUCACCGAAUCGACCUCGACCGAUGUCUUGAUUGACAUUGACGUCUUGAUUUACGGAUACAAUGCAAUCUCUAUGACUUUGGAUCCGUGCGGAUCUCCGACAAUCAGUUUCCUCUGUCCCAUGAAAUCCGCGUCUCUCAAUAUCCAACAAACCUCUUUAUCACUCGAUAGCGAUGCGCUAAGUUCCAUUCCGAGUAUCGCUUACAAGGUUCCCGAUAUCGAUGCCGUGGUGCGCCUUAAACUCAAAGACGCCAAGACCAACGCUUCCAUUACCUGUAUCGAGACUCGCGUCUACAAUGGCAAAACCGUUAACCAGCAGGCCGUGGCUUGGGUCCUAGCUGUGAUCACCGGCCUGGGCAUGGUCGCCACUAUUGUGGUGUCGAUUCUCGGAUACUCCAACAUUGCCACCCACAUGGCAUUCAGAACUCUACUUUUCUUGGGCUGGAUGCAGAGCAUGGCCAUGUGGGGAAUGACUUCAGUGACCCAGCCCCCAAUCGUUCAAUCCUGGACUCAAAUGUUCCAGUGGACGAUGGGCAUCAUCCGCGUUGGGUUCUUGCAAACCAUCUGCACCUGGUUCGUACGCGCAACAGGAGGCACUGCGCAGCAAAUUCUCGCCGAGGUUGCUGCUGAUGAACUUUCUGUCGUUCCCAUGAAGCGAUCGUUGGAUUCUUUGACCCGUCGGUCCACUCUCACUACAUCCACAGGAACGGAAGUCACAGUGCGUGGCAUCGAGCGCAUGGCUUAUCGUGCAAACAUCGCAUCGACCAACAUUUUUAUGACCGGCUAUCUGUUCUUCUACUUCAUCGCAAUCGUCGUGAUCAUCGCAGUCAGCUUCCUCGCCUUCGUCUUGCCGCGAUUGACCAAGAACACCACGAACCCGAAAUGGGACCGCGCCGUCAGCGUCACAGCUAAUUGGAAAGACUACUUACGAGGAGCGCUCUACCGCUUGGCUUGGAUUGGAUAUCCGCAGAUGUGCGUUCUCUGCAUGUGGGAGCUGUAUCACCAUGACUCCGCCGCUGAGAUCGUCUUGGCCAUCUGCAUGUGGCUCGUCAUAAGCGCCGUCCUUGGUUUCGCGACUUUCAAGGUGUGGCAGCGUGCUCGCGUUGCUCGAGCCUUGAAGCAAAACCCCGCAUACUCUCUUUACUCCGACCAGGCAUGCCUCACCAAGUGGGGAUUCAUCUACACCAACUACAAAGCCACCAGCUACUACUUCGUUUUUCCUCUCCUUGCGUACACCAUCAUCAAGGGUAUGGUCAUCGCCUUUGGCCAGGAUGCCCCUCUCGCCCAAAGUAUUGUGCUUCUAAUCGUCGAAGGCCUAUUCAUGAUCGCAACAUGCGUUCUCCGGCCGUACAUGGACCGACCCGCCAACGGCCUGUGCAUCACCGUUUCUGUUCUCAACUUCAUCAACGCCAUUUUCAUUCUUGUCUUCUCCGGCGUCUUCAGCCAACCAACCCUGAUGACCGGCAUUAUGGGCGUUCUAUUCGCCCUCUACAACGCGAUCUUCAUGCUAGCAUUACUGAUCUUCCUCUUGAUCGGCUUUUACUACUGCAUUGUUCUUCGCGAGCCUCGCGCGAAAUACCAACCCCUCGCCGACAACCGCGACUCUUUCCGCAUGUCCGAAAACCGCCUGACAACAGAACUUCUCCCCUUGGAGAAAGCCGCUCAAAGCGACCUAAAUACAGAACACUCAUCUCGCGAAGAAAUCAUCGAAACACCCCCACCAACUCAUCAACAUGGCGAGCUCCGACCACCCCACUCACCCUUCGCCGAUCCUGUGGAGCCAACACUACCCUUAAUCUCAAACAGUUCCAGCGCCUCCGUGCGAUCAAGGCAAUCCACGCGAUCUGGACGGUCUGGGACGGUAGGCGCAAAUGCCAAAUUCGCUACGAACCGGUUCGAUAAUGACCACGCUGCUUGA